AAGACUGUAGUAACUUCCGCGUUCUUUGCAUAGCAACAGGAGGGCAGCGAAGAUGGCGGAUUGUUGGGACCCUGUUAAAUAACGUGUGGGAAGUUGAAACCGAAAGAAUACAGAACCUGGGUGUUCUUAACCCAUAAAUCGGAGUCGUCGGAUGCUCCGGGACCUAGGUCCGAAGCCAUGGCGUCGGCUCACGCCCGAAUCGGCCAACACGCCAUGACGGUGUUGGAUGUGGCACUUCGCGUACCUUGCAUCUUUAUUAUCGACGCCAUUUUUAACUCUUACUAUGUUCCUGGAUCAGGAUGGGCCGGAACAGCGGGGAAGAUUUUACUCCGAGUCAUGGGUAUUAUGGUCUCAAGUGUGAUCCUGGUGUUGUCACAGAAAGCUCUGUUCAAGUUCUACACAUUGUUCUUUGCUGUGCUCCUGGGAGCAGCGGCGGUUCUUAUCAACUACUACGCUACAUCUCACAUAGACUUCUACAGCGCCUACUACAAAGCAGCACUGGGCUUCCGACUAGUUCCGCGAAAUGGACCCACCCUGUGGCUGGGCAUGGCCGUGGUGCAACUACUUUUCGGCAUGGGCUACGUUGUGCUUCUAAAUGUUCAGUCCGUGUUCGCUGCUCUGGUCGUUGUGGACAUCAUGAUUCCGCUGUGGGGGCUCGUCCUGGAGCUUCCUGUGGACGUCCGGCAGCUUGUGGCAGUGGCCUCGGGCCUGACGCUGGCUUUUAACACGGUCAUGUGCCUGGCCUUGAAGCUGAAGUGGUUCUAUUACUCCUGCCGCUACGUCUACCUGCUGGUGCGUCACAUGUACCGCAUCUACGGCCUGCAGAUGCUGGUGGAGGACACCUGGAAGAGGAUCCGCUUCCCGGACGUGCUCCGUGUCUUCUGGCUCACGCGAAUGGCGGCCCAGGCCGUCAUCCUGGCCUAUGUGGUGAAGGUGGUGAGGCACGAGAGCGGCGACCCCAGCUUCCUGACGCGGGACGUCUUCUGGGACCUGUUCAGCAACCUCAUCAUUAGCGGCUGCGACUCCACGCUGACGGUUUUGGGCAUGAGCGCCGUCAUCUCCUCCCUCGCCCACUACCUGGGCCUCAGCAUCCUGGCCUUCAUCGGCUCCACGGAGGAGGAGGACAAGCGUCUGGGCUUCGUGGCGCCAGUCCUCUUCUUCAUCCUGGCCCUGCAGACGGGCCUGAGCGGCCUCAACCCUGAGGAGCGGCUGGUGCGGCUUAGCCGCAACAUGUGCCUUCUGCUCACCGCCAUCCUGCACUUUAUCCACGGCAUGACGGACCCGGUGCUCAUGUCGCUGAGCGCCUCGCACGUCUCGUCGUUCCGCCGCCACUGCCCGGUCCUGCUGGUGUCGGCGGGCCUCUUCGUGUUGCCCGUGGUCCUCAGCUACUCCCUGUGGCACCUCUAUGACCUAAAUACCUGGCUGUUCGCCGUCACCGCCUUCUGCGUGGAGCUCUGCCUCAAAGUGGUGGUGUCGCUGACCGUCUACGCCCUCUUCAUGGUGGACGGCUACUACAACGUGCUGUGGGAGAAGCUGGACGACUAUGUGUACUACGUCCGCUCCACGGGCAACGUCAUCGAGUUUGUCUUCGGCGUCAUCAUGUUCGGCAACGGCGCCUACACCAUGAUGUUCGAGUCGGGCAGCAAGAUUCGCGCCUGCAUGAUGUGCCUCCAUGCCUACUUCAACAUCUACCUGCAGGCCAAGAACGGGUGGAAGACCUUCAUCAACCGCCGCACGGCCGUCAAGAAGAUCAACUCCCUGCCGGAGGUGAAGGGAAGUGAGCUGCGCGACAUCGAGGACGUCUGCGCGAUCUGUUACCAGGAGUUCACCGCGUCGGCGCGCAUCACUCCAUGCCACCACUACUUCCACACGCUCUGCCUCCGCAAGUGGCUCUACAUCCAGGACACGUGUCCCAUGUGCCACCAGAAGGUUUACAUUGAGGAAGAGGCCCGGGAUAGGACGCCGUUCUCCAACAACAAUGGCUACGUUGCGCCCGGCGAGGAACCGGGCCCGUUCAUGGAGCCUGAUGGGGCAGAGGCCGCUGCCGCCGGGCCGGAACCUGAGAAUGAACUGCUGGAGGAUAACGACAGUAUUGAGUAUGACGAGGACGAGUGGGCGGGACUGAACGGCGGUAUGCCUGUAGAGGAGGACUACAUUAAUGAUGACACAGACUCUAACGGGGAUUGAUCAGGGUUUAGAGAAAUCUAAUAUAUAUUUGUUAAAAACAUCUUAAUAUUUUCAACAUCAGGGAUGCCAGUUGUUUUCUCUUUUUAGAUUUGUUUCCUUUUUUGUUUGUCUUGGGGAUAAGUCUUCUAAGGGCUCGCCAUGGUGGAACUGCUAUGAUUGCGUGUGCCUACAGUAGGUGGUUGGGUGUCCCGAGAGGUGCAAUUCAGUGGGAGAGACCCGCAUUCCUCCUGUUUUGUUGGGAUGCCGUUGGUCGGGUGUGUUUGCUGUUUUAACAAAGGUAAGCAGGAAGCUGAAAGGGCCUCUACCCGAGAGCUCUGCACCAAGAAGAGAGGUUUGAUUAAAACGUGACGUGCUACUGUAAUCACAGAUAUACCUCUUAUUACUACUGGUCUGUUGUGUGACCUUGCUUAAAUUGUGUACGUUAUUGUACAUGUAAUAAAAAUACACUUUCCUCUAGAAAAGAGAAGGUUGUAUUCAAGUGUUUUGAGAGACGCUACUUUUACUUGACUUCAAAAAGUCUUACCUGGAAAGUGAAACUGCAACUUUUGCUAUUGCUUAGUGAACUGUACAUUUUUCAUACAGCGAUCAAAUAAUUAACCAAAAUCAUGCUUAUCCAUA
Esox lucius (northern pike) is the source of this 2805-nucleotide messenger RNA. It is a transcript of the gene rnf139, whose product is annotated as ring finger protein 139. Lineage: Eukaryota; Metazoa; Chordata; Actinopteri; Esociformes; Esocidae. The coding region runs from base 178 to 2187 and encodes 669 amino acids. Gene Ontology annotation, cellular component: endoplasmic reticulum; endomembrane system. Gene Ontology annotation, biological process: ERAD pathway. The transcript is spliced from 2 exons. The record is from RefSeq and is a predicted model, not a curated record. Gene Ontology annotation, molecular function: zinc ion binding; ubiquitin protein ligase activity.